Molecule: messenger RNA, 1323 nt
Organism: Amorphotheca resinae ATCC 22711
Lineage: Eukaryota; Fungi; Ascomycota; Leotiomycetes; Helotiales; Amorphothecaceae
Exons: 4
Coding region: 1-1323 (440 amino acids)
Biological process (GO): methylation
Cellular component (GO): cytoplasm
Molecular function (GO): nucleic acid binding
Source: RefSeq, a predicted model, not a curated record
AUGGAGUACAUGAUCAGAUUCAGCCAAGUCCACGAGACGUUCCGUCUCGCAGAAAUUACUGCCCUGGCCGUGGUCGAGGGAAUCGAACUUGAAGUUCUUUCCCACAGUCUGAGUUCACCAUUCUGCUUUGUAAAAGUGCCAUCCGAGGAAGCGGGCAUCAGGUUGGUAAGAAGAAGCAUUCUGGCCAAAGCAAUCUAUGAAGUUUGGGGGAACGGCUCCUCGUAUGAUGAUCUUUUUGACAAUGUUCGAGGGGUGUCACAGCAUUUGUGGCCCCUGUACAAGAACUGCUCAUUCAAAUUCUCCGUCGAUACAUUCCAAGGAUCCAGGACCAAUUCAGAGCAGCGCAAGCUGAUUGAACGCUUUGAUUUCCUUGGAUUUGAAGGACCAAUCAAGAUGAAAGGUGCGGAACAAGAGUUCUGUAUCGCAGAGGAAUGGCCUCUUCGUGCUGCUGCUCUUGGUAUCAGUGAGCCACACUCUAUCCACCUCGGGCGAUUUCUGGGCGCCAGUGAGAGAGAUGUCGUUGCCAAGUAUGAUCUCAAGAAGCGGAAGUAUAUCAGCACUACGUCCAUGGACGCUGAACUUGCACUUAUCACAGCCAAUAUUACUCUGGCCGGCCCGGGCAAACUUUUCUAUGACCCCUUUGUUGGCACUGGUAGUUUUCCAGUAGCUUGCGCCCAUUUUGGUGCCCUGGCUUUCGGGAGUGACAUCGAUGGACGUAGUAUCAGGGGGAAAGGCAAGAAUAAUCUUCGGGCCAAUUUUGUUCAGUAUGGACUUACAGAGCAACUCGGAGACACCUUCGUUGCAGACCUGACAAACACACCCUUACGAGCGGCGAGGCUCUUUGAUGGCAUUGUAUGUGAUCCACCAUAUGGUGUUCGUGAGGGGCUGAAAGUUCUUGGAAGCCGAGAUCCUACAAAAGGGAAGGAAAUAGUAUUCAUAGAUGGAAAGGCUUAUCAUACUGUCGAAGGAUACGUUCCGCCAAAGCGGCCAUACAGUUUCCUUGCGAUGUUGGACGAUAUCCUGAACUUUGCAGCUCUUUCACUGGUUGAUAAUGGUCGACUGUCAUUCUGGAUGCCCACAGCAAAUGACCAGGACCAAGAAAUCCAAGUUCCGCAACACCAAUGUCUCGAAUUGCUCAGUGUUUGCACCCAGAAUUUCAAUAAAUGGUCAAGAAGACUCAUAACCUACAGACGGAUCCCUGACAGCGAGGUCUCUGCGGCACCCAUUAAGGAGCAAAGAACCAAGGAAAAUGGGGUCAGUGCCGACGACCUUAAUCCCUUUAGGAAAGGAUACUUCCAGGGAUUCAAAUCGGUAUCUACAUGA